Molecule: messenger RNA, 1923 nt
Organism: Indicator indicator
Lineage: Eukaryota; Metazoa; Chordata; Aves; Piciformes; Indicatoridae
Gene: RACGAP1
Product: Rac GTPase activating protein 1
Exons: 17
Coding region: 1-1923 (640 amino acids)
Biological process (GO): signal transduction
Source: RefSeq, a predicted model, not a curated record
AUGCAGCAAAAUUUAGAACUGAAGAUGGAGACAGCUGUGCUGAACCUGUGGGGUCUGUAUGACCAGCUUGUGCACCAGGCUGAAGUUCUGAGUGAAGGCAAUGAGGCUCAGUUCAUUCAGCUGGCAAAGAACUUCGAGGAAUGUCGUCAGAAGUGGCAGCGAAUGGAUCACGACCUGGGCAGGUCCCAGGAUCUCCUCCGGAAAACCGAGGCCGAGCGCAGCGCCUUGGAGGUGAAGCUGAAGCACGCCCGCAACCAGGUGGAUGUGGAGAUCAAACGCAGGCAGAAGGCUGAGAGGGACUGUGAGAAGCUGGAGCGGCAGAUCCAAUUGAUUCGGGAGCUGCUCAUGUGUGAUGGCUCUGGGAGCAUUCAGCUGAACGAGGAGCAGAAGUCUGCCCUGGCCUUUCUCAACAGGCCACAGACUUCUCUUGGAGGUGCAGGCAACAGCAGGCUCUCAACAAUAGAUGAAUCUGGCUCAAUCCUGUCAGAUAUCAGCUUUGACAAGACUGAUGACUCACUGGACUGGGAUUCCUCCAUGGUGAAAGCUGUGAGGCUGAAAAGGAGAGAGAAGAGGCGCUCCUCCAGGCAGUUCAUUGAAGGUCCCCCAGGCCCAGAGAAGAAGAGCAGAACAGUUGUCUCCACAGCAGACCAGGGGAAUGAAUCCAUCAUAGCCAAGACCACUGUCAUGGUCCCCAACGAUGGGGGCCCAAUUGAAGCAGUUUCUACUAUCCAGACUGUGCCUGGCCCUCGGAGAAGCCGGAGGAAGAGUGGCCCUUUCCAGCCUCUGAGCAGUGAGUUAAACAUCUGCAGCCAACAGCUGGAAUCCAAAUGUGAGAGUGAGAGCUGUGGCACCCCCCAGCACAAUGGGGGGGUGAGGCUGCACGACUUCGUGUCGAAGACGGUUAUCAAGCCAGAGUCCUGUGUGCCCUGUGGGAAGAGGGUGAAGUUCGGGAAGCUCGCUCUCAAGUGCCGAGACUGCCGCCUGGUGACUCACCCCGAGUGCCGCGAGCGCUGCCCCCUGCCCUGCAUCCCCACCUUGGCAGCCACCCCUGUGCGCCCAGGAGAGGGGACCCUGAUGGACUUUGUCCCUUCUACUCCUCCAAUGAUCCCUUCCAUCCUAGUGCACUGUGUUAAUGAGAUUGAGCAGCGAGGGCUGCAUGAGACUGGCCUCUACAGAGUGUCUGGCUGUGACAAGACUGUGAGGGAACUCAAGGAGAAGUUCCUCAGGACGAAGAAUGUUCCUCUGCUCAGCAAGGUGGAUGACAUCCAUGCCAUCUGUGGCCUUCUCAAGGACUUCCUGCGCAGCCUGAAAGAGCCUCUCCUGACCCACCGCUUGAACAAGGCUUUUAUGGAAGCAGCAGAAAUCCCAGAUGAGGACAACAGCAUGGCUGCCAUGUACCAAGCUGUUGGUGAACUUCCUCAGGCCAACAGGGACACCUUGGCUUUCCUCAUGGUCCAUCUGCAGAGGGUAGCUCAGAGCCCAGAUACCAAAAUGGAUGUUGCCAACCUGGCCAAGGUCUUUGGCCCUACCAUCGUCGCCCAUGCGGUGCCAGAUCCUGACCCCAUGACGCUCCUGCAGGACACCAAGAGGCAGCCCAAGGUUGUGGAGUGCCUUCUGCUGCUGCCUAUGGACUACUGGAGCCAGCUGAUGUUGGUGGAGCAGGAGAACCUGGACCCAGCACAUGUGGCUGAGAGCACCAAGGCCUCCUCCUCCCCACGGACACCAGAUGUCAAAGUGAGCAUGCUGGGACCCCUCACCACCCCAGAGCAUCAGCUCUCCAAGACCCCCUCCUCCAGCUCCCUGUCCCAGAGGGUCCGCUCCACCUUCAGCAGAACCACCCCCAAAUUUGGCAGCAAAGGGAAACCAACACCAACCCAGCUUGGGCACCAGGGCACCUUCUUUGCCUCUCCUUGGCUGAAGUGA